AGUUGGCCCUAGUCUCAUUCGUCUCGCCGCCCCCGGUUUCCGUUUCCGGUUCCACCCCGAGUUCCGCCUCCGGUCUCUCCUCCGCCGGCGCAGGAUGGCGGCGGCCGCGGGCACAGCGAGGCAGGCGGGCGCGGCGCCCAGGGUGGGGCUGCUGUACGACCAGAGGAUGCUGGCGCACGCGCCUGCCGGGAAGAAAGAAAAGGAGACCCCCGAGCGGCUACGCGCCAUCUGGCGCAAGCUCGCCGCCGAGGGCGUCACCUCCAGGUGUGUGGGCAUGAGGGCGAAGGUAGCCAAGGAAAAAUAUAUAGCCUCUGUCCACGCCCGGAAGCACGUAGAUCUGAUAAGGAAAAUCAGCUCGAAGGAUAGUUCCGAUCUAAAAAAGACUGCUAAGAAAUUUGAUUCCGUUUACUUCAGCAAAGGCUCCUCAGAGUCUGCUUUCCUUGCGGCUGGUUCUGUCAUUGAGGUUGCUGAGAAGGUUGCGGCUGGUGAGCUGAGUUCUGCCAUCGCUCUAGUCAGGCCUCCAGGCCACCAUGCCGAACAUAGCAAGCCCAUGGGAUUUUGCCUCUUCAACAAUGUGGCAAUUGCAGCUAACUACCUCUUAAAUGAAAGGCCUGACCUAGGUAUCAACAAGAUAUUGAUUGUCGAUUGGGAUGUUCAUCAUGGAAAUGGCACGCAGAACAUGUUUUAUAGUGACCCUCGUGUAUUGUUCUUUUCAGUGCACAGAUAUGAUUAUGGAAGGUUCUACCCUUAUGAAGCGGAUGCAUCACACGUUUUCAUUGGGGAUGAAACUGGUCGAGGGUACAACAUUAAUGUGCCCUGGGAGCAUGCGAAAUGUGGUGAUGCAGAUUAUGUUGCUGCAUGGGACCAUGUACUCCUUCCUGUUGCAGAAGCAUUUGAUCCGGAUAUAAUAUUACUGUCUGCUGGGUUUGAUGCAGCACGGGGUGAUCAUAUGGGUGAUUGCUGCAUCACUCCAAAUGGAUAUGCACUGCUACUAACAAAGCUGUUAGGUUUUGCAAAAGGAAGGAUUGUGAUGGCCCUUGAAGGAGGUUAUAACCCUGAGUCCAUAGCAAACUCAGUUUGUGCUUGCGCAAAAGUAUUGUUGGGAGAUAAAUUCACACUUAACUCUCCAGAGAUGCAACCAUUCGAAUCUACAUGGAGAGUCAUACAAAUGGUACGCGAUGAAUUAAAGACAUACUGGCCUGUUUUGAGCAGUAAGCUUCCGGAGAACGUAUCUUUGAGGAGUACGCCGUCAUAUUGCAGUCCAUCCGCAUUGUCAAAAGUUAAUAUUUGGUAUGCCAGCUUAGGUUCGAACAUGUAGAAACCAAGAUUCUUGUGCUACAUCGAAGGGGGUAAGGUUGAUGAUAUGAGUGUAUCAUGUUUUGGUUCACAUGACACAAGCCCACGAAGAGGUACCAUGUGGAAGAUGCAUCAUAGAUUUUUUCAGGAGAUCCUCUAUCCCCUGUGGGGUACUGGUGGUGUUGUUUUCCUCAACCCUGAUAUAAACUACAGUGACAAGUCAUAUGUCUGCAUGUACGAAAUAAUGCUUGAGCAGUUCAAUGACACGUUGUUUCAAGAGAACUGUUUAGUGAAGGAUAUCAGCGAAGAUGGAAAAUUCAAGUCUCCUGGCUCUCGUUUGAUUCGCUUGUCUGAAAUAGACUCUGCCUCUUCACAAAAAACUCUUCAUCUUGAACGUAUUAAGGAUAUCUGGUGCUCCACGUGUAAAAACAAUGUACUCUAUCUUGAGAGGAGGAUGACGUCCAAUUUUAACUAUGACAUAGAUGCCCCUCAACAGCUGUUGCGCAGGGGGACCCCCCUCACCUAUGCUGUUCAACAUUGCUGUAGAUGUUUUGCAAGAAUUAAUUCAUAGGGCUAAGAGAGCUGGGUUAAUUAGAGCGGUGUUCCUUGUCUAGUAGAGGGAGGCAUUAAUAUGUUACAAUAUGUUGAUGACACAGUACUUUUAUUAAGAGCUGACAAGGUGUUAAAGAACAUUUUAUGCUUA
Aegilops tauschii subsp. strangulata is the source of this 1999-nucleotide messenger RNA. RefSeq names its product histone deacetylase 5. Gene Ontology annotation, cellular component: cytoplasm; histone deacetylase complex. Gene Ontology annotation, molecular function: histone deacetylase activity. Lineage: Eukaryota; Viridiplantae; Streptophyta; Magnoliopsida; Poales; Poaceae. Gene Ontology annotation, biological process: epigenetic regulation of gene expression. The record is from RefSeq and is a predicted model, not a curated record.